This is a messenger RNA of Diachasma alloeum, 1912 nucleotides long. RefSeq names its product arylsulfatase B. The record is from RefSeq and is a predicted model, not a curated record. The coding region runs from base 47 to 1699 and encodes 550 amino acids. NCBI's taxonomy places the organism in Eukaryota, Metazoa, Arthropoda, Insecta, Hymenoptera, Braconidae. The transcript is spliced from 9 exons.
GUUAAAAAACGUGGCAGGUUGCAAAUUGACGAUUGAGAUUGUAGAAAUGGACUCCCUAUCCUUCGCGUGCUCCAGUUUAGUCAUUUCAAUAUGUUGCACAAUAAAUCGAGUUUCUGCAGUGCAAUCCGAGAAUCCUCCGAAUAUUAUAGUGAUACUGGCUGAUGACCUUGGUUGGAAUGAUGUCAGUUUCCAUGGCUCCAAUGAAAUUCCAACACCCAAUAUUGACUCUGUGGCUUACAACGGGUUGAUACUGCGGAACCACUAUGUAUUGCCUACUUGCACACCUUCUAGGACUGCAUUCAUGACCGGGCGUUAUCCCAUACGAAGUGGUAUGCAAGGCUAUCCCUUAGAAGCGGGUGAGCCUCGAGGUAUACCUUUGAAUACCCAGUUACUCCCCGAACACUUGAAGAACCUUGGAUAUUCAACACGACUCGUCGGUAAAUGGCAUGUCGGCUAUCAAAGUGACGGGUUCACCCCAGCGAAACGCGGAUUCGAUACGUUUUUUGGAUUCUACAAUGGCUUUAUUGGUUACUACGAUCAUAAUUAUACAUCAAAGUCUGGGAUAACUGGGCACGAUUUCCAUCGUGAUAAUUCCACGGGACUGAAUCCAGAUUGGACUGGAGAGAGUACAUAUGCUACCGAUCUCUUUACGGAUGAAGCAGUGAAGAUUAUUGAGGAGCACGAUAGCCAACGGCCUCUGUAUCUUCAGCUGUCUCACCUUGCUCCCCAUACGAGUGAUGUUGGGGAUCCAUCGCUUGAAGUAAGAAAUUUCAGUGCACUGAAGCAAACGUUUCAUUACAUAGCGAAAGUGGAACGUAUCACAUAUGCAGGAAUGGUAACUGCUCUGGACGAAUCCGUGGGUCGGGUUAUGGAAGCUCUCAGCAAAAAAAAUAUCCUGAAAAAUUCAAUCGUCAUCUUCAUGGCCGACAAUGGGGCUCCUACGUUUGGAGAAUAUGCGAAUCGAGGAUCUAAUUAUCCUCUCCGAGGGUUGAAAUCCUCAUUCUAUGAAGGCGCAGUACACGGAGUUGCAUGUGUAUACUCACCAUUGAUACGAAAUCCGGGAAGAAUUGUUGACGACCUUGUUCAUAUGACAGAUUGGCUACCAACACUGUACAGCGCAGCUGGCGGUAAUGACAAGGACCUCGGUAUCAUCGAUGGUGUCAAUCAGUGGCCGACAAUUGAACGAGGAGAAUCUGGUCGUAGGAAAUCACUGCUAGUCAAUAUCGAUGAAACAGUGAAUCGUGAAGCUGCCAUUAUUGGCCGAUACAAACUUUUAAAAAAAGGUGCCAUGCCAUAUUAUGAUGGUUAUUAUGGUGACAAUGUUGAUGAUGGAGACUCUUCAGCACCUUCGUACAACUUGGAUGCAGUAAUGGCUUCACCAAGCAGUCAAGCUAUCCUCGAGACGACAGGGGCCAUCGUAGAUCCUUCCAGUAUUCUAGAUCUUCGGGCACAGGAGAAAAUCGACUGCAAGCCUCCCGCGGAAUUCGCCAACUGCUCUGGAACAUGUCUGUUCGAUCUUGAGAUUGACCCCUGUGAGACGACUGACGUAUCCAGCCAAUAUCCAGAUGUGGUAGAGAUGUUGGAGAAUUUUAUAGAUGGUUAUCGAAAUGUCCUGAUGAAUCAGACGAAUACCCCGGUUGACCCAAAAUCAGAUCCUAUGUAUCACGGUGGCGUCUGGAUGCCUUGGCUCAACAUAUAAGUGAAAUCGUUGUGAAAUCAAUUGAUUGAUUCACCUGUGGGAAAAAAUAUGGGAUCAUCAACUACUGUAACAUCACAAUUAUCGUUUCAACUGUUUGUCACUGCAAUUGAAGGAUGGUUCUAAAUGAAGGAUUCUGUUAUGAAUAGUGCCUACUAUUCAUUUUAUAAGUAUUCACAAAAUUUAAGAGUUUUGUCGCUUUACAAAAAAUUUGCG